This is a messenger RNA of Mustela lutreola (European mink), 13803 nucleotides long. It is a transcript of the gene APOLD1, whose product is annotated as apolipoprotein L domain containing 1. Gene Ontology annotation, biological process: lipid transport; lipoprotein metabolic process. Lineage: Eukaryota; Metazoa; Chordata; Mammalia; Carnivora; Mustelidae. Gene Ontology annotation, cellular component: extracellular region; membrane. The coding region runs from base 10021 to 10761 and encodes 246 amino acids. The record is from RefSeq and is a predicted model, not a curated record. Gene Ontology annotation, molecular function: lipid binding. The transcript is spliced from 7 exons.
CAGAAGCCAAAGUGUAGUAUUUGCACGGAGGCAAAGUCCCCCGUGCGGCCGCCCGCGUCCCAGGUCUGUCUCGCGUGGGGACAUACAGUAGGCAAUUAUUAGAAAGCGAAAAUACAAAAAGAAAUCGGUGCGUUUUGGGCGCGAAACGUCGACGCGCCUCACAGGAACGCGAAGAAAAGGCAAGGAGAAGGGCGCGCGGCCGGGACGCGGGGCCGGGGGAUUGCAUCAUUGCUGCUCCCCCUCCAGAAAAUGGGCUCCGAACCGCGGCGACCAUCAUGGCGCUCGGGUCGGGCCGCGCUUCCCGCGCGCCUUCCCCGAGCGCUCGGGCCGCGGGCACUGAGCCCCAAACGAGCGUUUUGCAAACACCCCCCCCCCCCCCCACACACACACACACUAACUCGGGCGCCUAUCCCCCCACCCCCUCCUCCCUUUUGUGUCAUGUAUGUGAGUGCGUGCGUCCGUCUGAGUGUGUGUAGGAUUAGAGAACUCGAAGAUUAUUUUUUUUCCUUUUUUUUUUUUUCCCCUCCCUUGCUGGUGGUUGUAAACUUGAUUGGCAUUGGCUGCGCCCACUGACCCCUGCGCGGAGUCCACUGCAGAUUUAAGGUGGAUCCGAAAGACUGCGGCUUCAGGCGGAGUCCCGAGCUUUAGCUGGUUUGGGAGGAAAAGGAGGAAAGGGGAAGGGGGAAAAAAAAAAAGGUCCCAAACCGUGCGCCCGGCGCGUUUUCACGAAUCCCCUGCGGUACCAGCCCCCGCGCCCCCCCUGCCCGGCGAGCUCUUCCUCCGCCCACCUCCCGCUCCUUCCCCAUUGGUCGGCCGGUGCAGUUUGAAUUUUUUCUUUUCGUUCUUUCUUUUUUUUUUUUUCGGAUGCUUGUUUUCUUGUAAAAAAAAUACAGUACCCCACCUCGUACUAUGAAACCCACUACGGCGGCCCGAGGUGGGGUGUUUUAGCUGGUUUGGGGAAGGCCGGGGCGGAGGCGGAGCAUCUGUGCCAACAUUUUGCCCCGAAGUGCCGUUGACAUUGUGCAGGCGGGUAGGGGAGCGUGGGGCCGCGGUAAACAAACUGAGUAGCUUCGGCGGGGACAGAGAUGUAGUAUAAAACGUUAAUGGAUGUCCAGGGCGCACCGUUUCGCCGGCUGCUGGCCAGAGGUGCUAGGGAGUUGCUGACAGGAGCCCGGGAGAGGAUGCACCUUCCCCUGCCUUGGAAAGAGCAAAAGUGGAUGGACUAAGUUUGCAUUGAUGUGGCUCAAGAAUCCCUCCCUCUACUUGUCCUCAAGUUGCUAGAUGCCAGUUAUUUAAAUAUGAUGGAGAAAUCCUCCCCAGGUGAUGAUUUUCUUAGGCCUAAGCAAUUCCACUAGAAAGGGGUGGUGGAAAAAGCCCCUGAAGCACAAGAAGAAAAACGCUUCCUGGUUAUUGUGGGAGCUCUGUUACUGGACGGAAUUCAUCUUCACUGCAACGCUAUGGCGCAGGCACCUAAAGGUCAAAAUGGCCAUGGAAAUGAAAGGGUUCUGACCAGCUGGGUGGGAAAGAACAGCUCCACCAAUAAGGUCGAAUGACUGAAGGUGUUUCUACUGCACAUUUCUGCCUUUGCAAGAAGGCACCCCCCCACCCCAAGUGCCUUCCCAGAGGUGGGGCGUCCUGGUUCUGAACUGGACCCGUGUGGCUCUUCAUAAGCAGUUUCCAGAUUUGCUGCUUCCCAUGGCUCUUUAUAAAGGAACAGUCUCCCAAAGUGUAUUUUGGCUAUCACUGCUCAUUCCUUCCGCCUCACUGAAGUUCGUUGAGAGGGACUGACAGCAUCAUCAGCUCUAGCUGCUGCCUUGAUGGACUUCAGCCAAUCUGCCUAUCCUAUCACAUUGUUUAAGUGACUGUUCCAGAGACGGGUCUGACCAGAGUCCACGAAAGGCAAGAAGACAUUCACUGGGUCUUCUAGGCUAGGUGUUGGGCAAUUUCACUUUUAGGAAUCUCUCCUACAGAAAUACUCACCUGUAUACAAACAUACACAUGACUACACCCAAGAAUAGUCACUGUACCAUGAUUUGUAAUAAACAAUUCAAUUGAAGAUAUGAUAAAUGGCCACCAGUAAAGGAAUGGGUAAGUAAAUCAUGACCUGCCCAUAAAUUGAGUGACAGCUACAUAUAUCAUCUUGGACAAAAAUAUAUGUAUAUAAGAAGGUCCUGGGCGUCUGGGUGGCUCAGUAGGUUAAAGCCUUUACCUUUGACUCAGGUCAUGAUCCCAGGGUCCUGGGAUUGAGCCCUGCAUCGGGCUCGCAGCUCAGCAGGGAGCCUGCUUCCCCCUCUCUCUCUGCCUGCCUCUCUGCCUACUUGUGAUCUCUGUCUGUCAGAUAAAUAAAUAAAAUCUUAAAAAAAAAAAAAAAAAAAAAAAAAGAAGGUCCGGGGAGGAAAAAGAACUCACUCCCAGGUGGUUCAAAUAAAGAGAUUUUUAAAAUAAGAUUUUAUUUAUUUAUUUAUUUAUUUAUUUAUUUAUUUGACAGAGAAAAAGAGAGCUCACAAGUAGGCAGAGAGGAAGGUGGGGUGGGGGGUAAGAAGGCUCCCUGCUGAGCAGAGAGCCCAAUGAGGGGCUCGAUCCCAGAACCCUGAGAUCAUGACUCGAGCUGAAGGCAGAAGCUUAACCCUCUGAGCCACUCAGGCACCCCUUUUAAAAUGAAAAAAAAAAAAAAAAAAACCUUUUAAAAAAAUUUUUGUUUAUUUAUUUGACAGAGAGAGAGCACAAAUAGGCAGAGCGGUAGGCAGAGAGUGAAGGAGAAGCAGGAUUUCCAGUGAACAGGGAGCCUGACGUGGGGCUCAAUCCCAGGACUCUGGGAUCAUAACCUGAGCCAAAGGCAGACACUGAAGAGAUUUUUCUAAAAAAAGAUUUCAUUUACUUAUUUAUUUGAAAGAGAGAGAGAGAGGCAGAUGGAGAGGGGGCAGCAGACUUCCCGCUGAGCAGGGAGUUCAAUGUGGGUCUCAAUCCCGGGACCUGGGGAUUUGAUCUUCUAAACUGAAGGCAGACACUUAACCAACUGAGCCACCCAAGUGCCCCUCAAAUGAAGAAAUUUCAAGAAAGGGGUUACUGACAGAGGCUGAGCAGUGUUAGGCCGACAAAGAAGAGAUGGGAAAUUCCUACAGACUAGUAAUAGUGGAAAGCCAUUACCCUCCCUAGGGCUUCGGGUACAGGGGAGAGGACAGAACAGGAGCCCAGUGACAUUUGGAACGAUAGAGGCAGGGCCAUCAAUGGAACUCUAGACAAAAAGGGAUGAAUCUCCUGCAAGAGACAGAGCUGCGACUGGUGAAAGCAGGCAAAGAACACUUUGACUUCUUCCCUCCUAUGCUCUGAUCUCUUGCUAGUCCCUCCCAUUGGCUGGCCCCAGUAAGAAACAUCUGGCGAAGGAGGCUGAGUGAAACCAUCCAUAAGGGUCAGCCUGCUGGGACACGGAGUAGGACAGAGAGAAAGUCCAAAAAAUGACCUUCGGGGAUAAGAAAAUGGCUAGCAGGAUGUUUAUGUUAUAUUUUUUAAGUGAAAAAAAAAAGUUGCAUAGCAAUAUAUACAACAGUAUGCUACUUUCGUAAAAGAAACUCACAACACAUAUUUGCAUAAACAUUAGAUAAGAACACGUGGCAAACUAUGAACCUCAGUGUUGCUUCUAGAGGGUGAGAACAGAUGGAGAAGGAAAACUUUCUAAAUUUCUACAUUUUUAUAUUACAUAAACAUGUUACAAAAAGUACUUCUCUGGUGGCUAGGGAAAUCAAGAUAACUAUAUUUCCCAUGAAAACAGAGUAUUUUUAUAGUUAAUGUGAAGACCAAGUAGGAGAACCCCUAAGUGAUUAAUAGUUAACUCCUUCAUGGGCGCUGCAGAGAGAAACACUCCCCAAUCCAUGUUAAUUAUUAUUAUUAUUUUUUUAAAGAUUUUAUUUAUUUACUUGAGAGAGAGAGAGAGAGAGAGAACACAAGUUGCGAGGGAGAGGAGCAGAGGGAGAAGGAGAAGCAGACUCUUCACUGAGCAGGGUGCCCCAUGCAGGGCUCCAUUCUGGGACUCCAGGAUCAUGACCUGAGUGGAAGGCAGACACUUAUGUGACUGUCCCACUCAGGUGCCCCUAUUAUUAUUAUUUUUUAAAGGUUUUUAAGUUUAUUUUUAGCGGGAGAGGAGGGGGGUGGGGCAGAGGGAGAGAGAAAAUCUCCAGCAGCCUCCAUGAUGAGUAUAAAGCCUGAUGAGGUGCUUAAUCUCACAACUCUGAGAUCACAACCAAGAGUCAGCUGUUCAACCGACUGAGCCACCCAGGCGCCCUACAUGUUAAUUAUUUUAAUGUUAAAGAGUAGAUUUUGUAUGCUGUAGUGUUGAUUAGGUUUCUCUGUUAUAAAGAUGAGAACUCAAAGUCUUUCAAGGAAUAAAAGGAAACUAAGGAUACACAGAUGGCUGAUGGAACACAGUGAUGGAGAAAAAGAAAAAGUGAGAUUCUUCUGUUUGCUUCCAGGGUGUGGACUCAGCUGCAGUCUUUCUGGCACCAGCGGAAGAGGCUUGUGGUAAAGAAGAUAUGCUGUAAUGGAGCCUAUGGGGCAAAUGCUUCUAUGUUAAUGAGGUAAUGUAUGUUUCACCCACGUGAUCCCAGGUGUGCUGUGCAUGUGUGCACACCUGUGGAGGGGGAAGGAGGACAAAAUCAAACUGGCUUCAGGGAGACUGGGCCAACCAAAGAGCUCUCAGUGUCAGAUUUGUCCAGAAGAAAAAGUAAGAUUAUAUAUUUUUUUCCAGAAGUGGAAAAAAAGUGGAUGCUUUCUUUUUCUUAUUUCUUUUAUUCCUUAGGCAUCGUUUUCUCUCUCCUCUGACACCCCACCAUAAUUUCCUACUGUAAAAUUUCUUCUCCCUGAGUAUAGGUAGUGUUAGUGGGAGGGUAAAGUUCUGUGACUAUCUUGCAUUUGGAGGCUGGAAUGAUUCACUCUCCCUCUCUCUACCCAGUGAAGACAGGGGAUGGGCACUUGACCUAAGCUCGGCCAAGCCAGUGGUCACUCCUAGAAUUUUGAUGCGUAAGCUGAUGCCAGUACAAGAAAGAGCAGGGGUUGGUCAGUGGCAACCAAACAGGCCAUUCCAGCUGUAGGACAGCUGCUAUCCUUCCAGCUUUGGUUUGGCAGAGCUCCUUGGUUCAUUCUCAAGUGCGCUCGUGCAGACACAUAUCAAUAGUUUCCAAUAGUUUGAUUAUAUUAGCCAGAGUGAGAUGAUUUCUAUAUUCCCAGAGAGACUCUAAUUCCCGAGAAAUAAUUGAGGAUAAAGAGAGUAUAUGAAAUGGCUUGUGGUAUCGUAGUUCAUCUUGGAAUAUGUAUCUCCUCCACAAGAAAAGCACUCUGGUAGACGGCCUGAUGGUUUGCAUUUCUUCCUCUUGCCUCCUGCUGUGGCAGGAGUUACUUCUUUAUCCCAUCUUUGUUGGCCAUGUGACUUGGUUGACCAAUAGAAUGUAAGUGGGUAUGCUAAGUACCAUGUCUGAGCAGAAACUUUAAGGAUGAGUUGCCAAUUUUGUUUCAAAAUAGAUAUUUUCUUGGGUACCUCGGUGGCUCAGCUGGUUAAGCACCUGUCUUCAGCUCAGGUCAUGAUCCCAGGGCCGUGGGAUCCGGUCCCACAUCAGAUUCCUUGUUUAGUGGGGAGUCUGCUUCUCCCUCUGGCCCUCUGCUGGCUUCUGAGUGUGUGCUUGCUCUCUCUCUCUCUCUUGCAAAAAUAAAUAAACAAAAAACCUUAAAAAAAAAAAAGCACCCCAAAAUACAUAUUUUUUCUUUUAUCUACUCCAUUCCGUCUUGGCAAUACUUGCCAAAUCCACAGUAAUCUCAUUCAUUUACUUUAGUAACCUUCUAACUCAUUUCUGGCCUUUUAACUGUGUUUCUCUGGAAACCGUCCUUCAUACAACUGUCAGUGAUGGCAAAUCUAACCCUGUAAAGUCACAGAUUAAAGCCUUCCCUGGCUCCCUGUCCUCCAUAUGGCAUUUGAGAGCCAUCAGGAUUUAUCUGUAUAUACCCUCUCAGCCUCAUUCCUGGAUAGUCCCAGCUUUAUGCUUAGCCAAGUGGAAUUGUCUAAAACAUCUUGAACAUUCCUCCAUGCCUUUGUCCAUUCUGUUCCCUUCUUCAGUCCUCUCCCUCCUAAUUCUGUCCAAAUAACAUCUGUUCAACUCUCAAGUAGAUACGCUUCCAGAAAGCCCUCCCUGGAACUUCCUAGGCAUGCACUUUCACUCUGUUUCCUCAAUGCACACACAUCUGACACUCUCCACAUCAACUUGAAAUGAUUUGUUCUAUAGCUUUGUCUAACAGACUGCCAUUUCCUGGGGGACAGAAAUGGUGUCUUAUUCAGGUUUUAAUCCUCAAAAUCUAGCAUGAUGCCUGGCACACAGUAGGUUUUCAAUACACAUUCACAGAGUGAAAUAAACCAAGCAAGUGAAUCAUUAUAUAAGAAAACUGGGUUGUCUUAAAUCCUACAGCUAGGAUUCCUAAAAGCUAAGGGCAUUUUAAAAUGGUUCUUCUGGAAAGCAGUAUAGUCACGUGUAACAAAAACUACAAAAUUGUUCUCCUUCCUUCACUUGGGAUUUUCCUAUUUGUGAAUACUCCCCAAAGAAAUAAUCCAAAUGGGUAAAAUGUACACAGAUGUUUCAGGCAACUCUAGUUAUAAUUGUGGGGGGAAAAAAAACACACCAAACACUGGAAGCUCUCCAAGAGUCUAAUAGGGAAAUGACUAAGCAAACAAUAGGAUUAUUACAUAGCUAUUAAAAAUGACAGAGGUGAGGACUGUGUCAACAUAGAGAAGUGUGUAUCUGCAGAAACGUUAAGUGGGAAAAAGAACACAGACGCGUUUAAACAAUAGUGGUUAAAGAGAAGUGUGUACAUUAACAAACUUCAGAGGCCAGAUUGGAAAAAUGAAGAUGGCUGGAGUUCACUGGUUGUUUUUUUUUUUCCCCCUGUGCAUUCCAUGAGUUGAUGACAAUAAUAGUUGAGAUAUCAUUGCAACAUAAUAUUCUGAAAGUCCUCUGGUGUAUAGUGAUCUAAGUAACCUACCAGCUUACAUAUUCCAAGAGAGAAUUUCAUGCUAAAUUCUCAAAAAAUUAUGAAAAUAAUGACAUUUCUUUGAGAGAACAAAAUACUUUAGUUUCUUUCUUUCUUUUCUUUUCUUUUUUUAAAGAUUUUAAGAGAGAGAUAGAGAGAUAGAGGAAGCAUGAGCAGGGGGAGAGGCAGAAGGAGAAGGAGAAGCAGACUCCUCACUGAGCAGGGAGCCUGAUGCAGGGCUCAAUUCCAAUACCCUGGGAUCAUGACCUGAGCCGAAGGCAGACGCUCAACUGACUGAGCCACCCAGGCACCCCUGUUUAGUUUAAUUCAACAAACAAUUCUGAGAGCCUCAUUAUGUUCUAGAGCACUUAUAUUCACAAGACAUUUAUGAAACACAAGGACAAAAUUCCUCAGAUGGAUAGGAGUUAUUCUUUUCACUUACUUUUAUUUGAGUGACUGUACAUAUUAGGACCUAUUAACAAAAGAAAGUUUGAGAGACCUCAUAGUCAUGACUAGUCUCCAAAGAGGUUCUAUGUAUAGUGACUGAGAUAUACUGAUAAAGAUUAAAAGGAAAAAUUCAUCAUCAUAUAAUUCUAAACUUGUGUUACUUUACCCCUGUAGUGCACUGUGAAUUAAUAUUUUAUAAAUCCUAUGCUUAGUUUGUGAGUAGUAAAAUACUGAUAUUGCAAGAUAUCAAUUAAAAAAAACCCACAACUUUUUAUAACUUGUUUGAGAAAUGUUUCAUUUUUAUUUAUUAAAGUUUUUUUAAGAUUUUAUUUAUUUAUUUGACACAGAGAGAGGGUAUACAAGCAGGGGAAGCGGCAGACAGAGGGAGAGGGAGAAGCAGGAUCCCUGCUAAGCAAGGAUCCCAAUUCGGGGCUUGACGCGGGGCUCAAUCCCAGGGUCCUGGGAUCAUGACCUGAGCCAAAGGCAGAUGCUUAACCAACUGAGCCACCCAGGCACCCCUCAAGUGUCCAUUCUUAUAAAUAAUUCAAAGUAUUAUGUUGACCAUUCUCCUAUACUUUCUCUUUCUUCAUUACAAGUCUGUACUAUGAUUACUCGUGCCCCAAAGAAGAUGAUCCUUCUGUAUCCCAUUAAAAUUCCUCAUCCAAGAGAUAAAAAUUUAAUCAUAGUCAUCUAAACCCCCAACACACAACAAAAUAGCAAGGAAAGCUGGGAACUGAAGAAUAGUUUAUGGGGCGCCUGGGUUGCUCUGGUGGUUAAGGGUUUGCCUUUGGCUCAGGUCAUGAUCUCUGGGUCUUGGGAUCAAGCCCCACAUCGGGCUCCCUGCUCAGUGGGGAGUCUGAUUCUCCCUUUCCCUCUGCCCCUCCUCCUGUUCAUGCUUUCUCUCUCCUUCAAAUAAAUAAAUAAAAUCUUUAAAAAAAAAAAAAGGACUAUGGUUGUAAGUAGUAGCAAAUGGUGUUGUGUUGAUAAAUACCAAGCAUAGUUAAAAAGGUGGGGAAUUUAAUUGUGUUCCAGAAAGAAAAGGCUGUUAAGACCUUCUAGAUGAACCAGAGAGUUGGAACAAUAAUUAAGUGAAAAACCAACUUGCCCUUCCUCAUUGGAAGGUGCAAGAACGAGAAAGAUGAUGUAUUUGAGGUUUCCCGGCUGAGCUCCAGCCACUGAUCUGAAGGCCCCAGAAAGCAGCCACGGAAGCUAUACGCGUUUUCCCCUCCUGAAUUACCCAGAUAAUUGCUUUUCAGCCUAUGUUCCACUAACCUGGUACUAAAAUCCGCUCACUUAACUAUUACAUGGGCCACAACUGCCACUUCAAAUGAAAACCCAGGAAGCCAAAUCGCAGCUGCUGUUGAAAGUGUAUAAUUAGCUCCUUGUGCAGCCUGACCUCACUGAUUUCUCUGACGUAUUUGGCCUGCCAUGUGCCCUUUCUGAGACCUCCAGCAUCUUCUCCACAGCUGGAGAUGCCCCAAACUGCACGGAGCACUUCCUGUGGAUGUGGCCUUACAUUCUUAAGGCUGAGCGCGGAGUGGAUUGCUUUUCAACCACGCUGCCUAAUCAUGCUUUUUAAAAUACAACAUGGACUAUGAGUGGCUAUAUCAGACAUAGGAGGGUUCCCGCCUUUCUUUUUCUUUUAAAAAAUGAUUUUGUAAUGAUGUCUUCUCAAGAAACACUAUAAUUGGUCAGCCUAGGGUGCGUUUUUUAUCCUCCCAUAUAACGUCAUUAGCUAUUCUCAGGAGAGGAAAGGCAGGGUAUGCCCCCUGGGAGAAUGACCACACUUGUUUCAAGUUGGGGAAGAGCCUGUGGGUCUUUUCCUGCGUUUGGGGGAAAGCGAACACACAAUGUUCGUUUCCUAAAUACGGGAUGUGCUGUGUGGCUGGCAGGUCAUUUUCCACCAUGUCACAUCCUUCUGGUUGAAGGCAGCAGGGGCUAGGACAGGAAAUGGCAAAUUCUCAGAAUGAGACAAGGCUUUCCCAGGGCAGUCAUUGGUUCUCUGGGACUAUAAAACAUGCUCAUCCAGAAACAGCCUCAGAUUUUUCUUUCCUGGAGAUAGCCAGAAGUGAAUGGUAAGUGGGGGAGGCGAGAGGGAUUCUGUCUAAAAGACAGUCAUUGGAAUUGUAAUCCUGGGGUUAUAUCCUUGGUCCACUACAUAUUUUAUGUGACGUUUCCUCAUUUUGCUAAGAGGUGUCUUUGCCUGGGAAUGUAUCACUGGUGGGUGGGAUAACCGGGGCAUGCAAAUAAAAUUAAGACCAAGGAGUCAGGAGACAAGGAUUCUAGACGGUUUUGUGAAGAAUCAGCUGCAUCUUGAACAUGUCUGUAUUUCGAUUUUCUCAUCUUUCAGAGAAUAAUGAUUCUGCUCUGAUACCUCACAGUAUUGAAAUGCUCUAUUUCUAUGGCUCAUUUGCCACUUUCAAGAAGUUCCUAAUAAUGAGGAGUACAGUGGAUAUGAAGGUGGGACUCUCUAGCAACUAGGAAGGAGGUACCUUUACCCCAGAAACACAGUUCUCUUUCUUAGUCAUCUUCAGUUGACUUCAACUUGAUACGAGGUAGCCCUCGGGCAUGGAGCGGCCGGCGGCCCGGGAGCUGCAGGGCGCCGACGCGCUACGCCGCUUCCAGGGGCUGCUGCUGGACCGCCGCGGCCGGCUGCACGGGCAAGUGCUGCGCCUGCGCGAGGUGGCCCGCCGCCUCGAGCGCCUCCGCCGGCGCUCCCUGGCGGCCAACGUGGCUGGCAGCUCGCUGAGCGCCGCGGGCGCCGCGGCCGCCAUCGUGGGGCUCUCGCUCAGCCCGGUCACCCUGGGCGUGUCGCUGGUGGCGUCGGCCGUGGGGCUGGGGGUGGCGACCGCCGGAGGGGCCGUCACCAUCACGUCCGACCUCGCCCUGAUCUUCUGCAAUUCCCGGGAGCUGCGCAGGGUGCAGGAGAUCGCCGCUGCCUGCCAGGACCAGAUGCGCGAGAUCCUGAGCUGCCUCGAGUUCUUCUGCCGCUGCCAGGGCCGCGGGGACCGCCAGCUGCUGCAGUGCGGCCGGAACGCCUCCAUCGCCCUGUACAACUCUGUCUACUGCGUCGUCUUCUUCGGCUCACGUGGCUUCCUCAUCCCCAGGCGGGCGGAAGGGGCCACCAGGGUGAGCCAGGCCGUGCUGAAGGCCAAGAUUCAGAAACUGGCGGAGAGCCUGGAGUCCUGCACUGGGGCCCUGGACGAACUCAGCGAGCAGCUGGAGUCCAGAGUCCAGCUCUGCACGAAGGGCGGCCGUGGCCGCGACCUCAAGAUCUCUGCUGACCAGUCCGCAGCGCUGUUUUUCUGAGAACAUCCUUUCCCCUCAUGACCGAGGCCAGAAACCAUCCCCAUGGGAUGCUCCAGAUUUGUAGCUCCCUCAGGAAAACAACACCAAGUUGGACGAGGAGCGGAAUGCAAAGGAUGAGAAAGACUGUUCUUGAAACUGGGGGGACGGAGGGAGUGCUCAGAGUCCUUCUUUUCCCAUCACCGUGGCAUCCUGCCUGGGGUUGUAUGCUAGGGACAUUUUACUUGCCUAAUCCUAUGGGCUAUGUGAACUGACAACUCUUCUUCCUUUAUCAAAACCGUUCAGUUGCCACACUGGUGGGCACCCCUGUAUUAAAGUUGACUCAGGGUCCUUGCCCCAGCCCCGGUGGUUUGAGCAGAGGUUGGGGAGGCUGUGUGUGAGGCCACCCUCUGGGGCCCCUCUAAGACCCACUAGGCUCUGACGUCCUCAAAAUGAGGAGGAGACACUAGCUUUUAAAACUUCUCUUCCAGAGUUUCUGAGUUUAAAACAACUCCAGAGUCUGGAGCAAAUCAGGUCCCUCUGAACUGUGUAGCAGGGUUCAGGACCCAAGAGGGGCCUCUCCCAUUCACACACUCUUCCCUCCACCCUCUGGGUGCCUGCUCUCAAAUCCAGCCUGGGGCAGGGUGGGUAUUUCUGAAGGGCUUCAUAGCCAGACCUCUGGAUAUUCUGGGAGGGAAACCAAGUAAACAGUCAUCUGAAUCCCACCCCCUUGCAACAAGCUGCUGAGGCCAAGGAUGAUGAAGUGACGCACAACCUUCCUUACCCGCAUCCUAGUGCACAGAAGAGAGCAGUGGCUUUGAGUUAGUCCUGGGUUUAUUAUAGGCUCUGUCACUACUGUGAGACCUUGGCCACUUAAUUUCUCUGAGACUUGGCUUCCUGGUCUGUGAAACAGAUGCUAAAGUCACCCUGUUUUAAGGUAUUGAGAUGAAGUGCCAAGCACAGUGUCUGACUCAGGAAGUGUGUGCCCCCUCCCCCCCACCCCCUCCGACUGGCAACAUUAGCAUCACGUGGGGACUUGGUAGAAAGGCAACUUCUUGGACUCAACAGUCGACCUAAGGAAUCAGAAACUCUGGAGGUGGGGCCCAGCAGCUUGUGUUUAAAACAAGCCCACAGGGGAAUCCUGAUAUCCACUAAGUUUUGAAGAGCACUGCAACAGAUGUUGUUGGUUUCUGAUCCCUUCGUGGGCGUUCAUGAAGUCUCAAGGCCUCUCCAGGGGCUCCAUGGUCUUCAGAGUCAUUCACAGAAGGUAAAGGACAGACAGGGUCCCAAAAGUGAAAGAAAGAGUAUGUGCAGGAUCUGUCAGGGCGUCCUGGGGCAAUUUCCCACCCUGGGAAGUAAGGGAUAUAACAAAAUGCCCCUCUAGAGGGCAGUGUUGCCUACUCAUUGUAGGAACUGGUACACAAAGGACCUUGAACUUAAUGCAAAUUGACCUUUGUUACCUUCUCUGAAGGCUGCUGGGCCUUGUAUUUUUUUUUUUAAUUUAUUUUAAGUUUGUUAUUUAAUUGCUGUUUAUUAUUUGCAUUUAAUUGUAUUUAAUCACCAUGCCACGUUUAGAAAAUAAUAGGAAUAGCAUGUUUCUGAUUGGGAGGCUAUGGAGGCUCUUUUUGGGAGAUGACGCUGAGUUUUGCCUUCCUAAGGUGGGGCACGAGUUGGAAAUAACAUUGCUCUCCUUGAGUAAGUCUCUCUCCAGAAGAGGGGGAAUUUUAUUUCCUAGUGAUCUGAGCGAUCCUUUUAGGUAAACGUGGGAAGUUCUGAAUAGAGAGACCACGGACGAAUUUAGGCUUCCCAAUGGAGGUUAGACUUGCGGGCUAUAGAAAGGAUGCAAGCAUAUUUAUCCUGAAGGUACAUCGCCAGCAAAUAACACUUGACCCGAAAGCGAACCUAUUUUGUUCGGGGAGGAAAAGAACCCAUUAGAGGCAUGAGAGGGAGGCACUCAGACCAGGGCAGCCUCAUGUCUUGUGACAUUAUGUCUUGUGACGUUAUGUCUUGUGGGUGAUAGGCAAAUAGCUUAUGUGGUGAUGUGUUAUAUUUUCACUUUGGGUGCUGUAGGGAAUCUGCAAGCUGUCUCUAAGAAAAUAGUUAUCAUUUCUUCAAUUUCCAUUCCUACAACCAUAAUGUUGAAAAUACGUUGAAAAGCCUUUGGGAACCACACACCCAACACUUGGCUGUGUUAUUUAAUUGUUUAACAUGCUUUACAUUUACCCAGUCUACCCCCAUGUUUCCCAGUGGUGGCAGAGUGUCUGAGGAACUGUAAUCUCAGCGCUGGGGAGAGGGCUUAGUGGUUCUGUGUUUUUAUUUCUCCUAUAAAUCGCAAUUGAUCCUUGUUUCUUUUGAAGCUGGCACUGGUUUCUUUUUAAACUGUAUCAUUUCUUAGACCACCUUGUAUGAAUGCUAGCAUUUUAGAUCACCAGAAUGUACUUUACCUCGUUGUCUGGGUUGUGUCUCAAAGGCACAACUACUCCCUGACUCCAUCUUUUAUUAAUGCUUAAGUUUGCAUCAUAGUCUUCCAAUGGGUGUGUUGUUCCCUAGAAAUUAACUGGGCAUUUCAGGACGCAACAGGAGCAACAGCAGCAGCAAACUUCUCGUAUCAUUAGGGUAUUUUGGGGAUCUCAAAGUCAUAAAUUCCCAAAGUUAUCAUUCCAGUGGCCCCCUUUACAUCUAAGGAAGAGUGUCUACUUUGGAACAAUACUUUGCACAUUAUAGGAGCUCAAUACAUGCAUUUAAAUAAUUUAAUGAACUGCUUAGCUAUAGUAUUAGAAUUUAUUGGUAAUGAAAUGUUAUCCAUUCUUUUCUGGAUCUGAUAUAAAAAGUGGAGCCUCUACCAGGAUUUAGCCAAGUCCAGUUAAAUGGAUCCUAGAGACAAAUACUUAUUUAUUUCUUUUGGGGGAAUGCAAAUAAGGCUUUUCCUUAAGGUCUUCAUUCUGUAAACAAACAGAUUGAAAUGGUAUGUUGCAAAAGGAAGAAGAGAGAGGAGUAUUUAGAUUACAAAUGUACUUCAGAAAAAUGUCCAAGCUUGAAAAAUAAAAAUUUUGUUCUAAGAUAUAA